AUGUCGGGCGAGUGGCUGCGGCGCUGGCGGAGGGGCGGCCCCGCGGAGCGCCCCGGUGGAGCCCCGGCACCGGGGCCGGGCCCGCCGCCCCCCGCCCUGCGCUACCGCCGGCCCAAGUUCCUGCCCGGCGGCGGCGAGGAGGCCCCGCGGGGCGGGCGGGCCGUGAGGGGAGCCGGGCCCGAGCGGCCGCUGCCCUGGGGCGCGGGAUAUGCCGAGGUUAUCAAUGCUGAGAAGUCAGAGUUCAAUGAGGACCAGGCAGCCUGCUGUCAGAUCUCUGUCCGGAGGAGAGAGCCAGGCCUGGAGGAGGAUGAGGAAUGGCUGAUCCUGUGCUCCACGCAGUUUCUGACUGGUCACUACUGGGCGCUGUUUGAUGGCCACGGUGGCCCAGACGCUGCCAUCAUCGCCUCCAACUAUUUGCACUACUGCAUCAAGCAGAAGCUGGAGGAGAUUGUGGGAGGCAUCACCGAGGCCCAGCCUCCCAUGCACCUCAGUGGACGCUGUGUUUGUGACAGUGACCCCCAGUUUGUGGAGGAGAAGCACAUCCACGCAGCAGACUUGGUGGUGGGAGCCCUGGAGAAUGCCUUCCAGGAAUGUGAUGAAGUCAUUGGCCAGGAGAUGGAAGCUACGAACCAGACAGGAGGUUGCACUGCUCUGGCUGCCCUUUAUUUCCAGGGAAAGCUGUAUGUGGCCAAUGCUGGGGACAGCAGGGCAGUUCUUGUCCUGAAGGACAACAUUGUGCCCAUGAGCAGCGAGUUCACCCCCGAGUCAGAGAGGCAGCGAAUCCAGCACUUGGCUUUCCUUUUCCCCAAGCUUCUGGAUGGUGAAUUCACCCGCUUUGAGUUUCCACGGAGGCUGAAGGGAGAUGAUGUGGGCCAGAAAGUCCUGUACCGGGAUUACUUCAUGGAGGGCUGGGGGUACAAGACGGUGGAGAAAGCUGAUCUCAAAUAUCCUCUUGUCCAUGGUCACGGGAAACAGGCUCGCUUGCUGGGGACUCUGGCUGUCUCUCGAGGCCUGGGGGAUCAUCAACUCAAGGUCAUCGACACCAACAUUGAAGUCAAACCUUUCCUCUCCUGCAUUCCUAAGGUGAGCGUAUUUGACUUUGCUCUGCACGACAUUAAGGAAGACGAUGUCCUCAUCAUGGCAACUGAUGGCCUUUGGGAUGUCCUGUGCAACGACGAGGUGGCCCAUGUGGUCAGGAGCUUCCUUGCAGAAAACAGGACAGAUCCUCAAAGGUUUUCAGAACUGGCCAAGCGCUUGGUAUGCAGAGCAAGGGGAAAGAAGAGAGGCCACCAGUGGAUGCUGGAUGACAGCCACGAGGCAUCCUAUGAUGACAUCUCUGUAUUUGUCAUCCCCCUGCACAACAGGGAAGAGGACUGACUGUCAGGAUGACACACAGCAUCCCUGUGUUCCCUUACUGAGGUGCCAUUCAGCAUCAGCCUCAGACUGAGGAUUUCUGCUGCACACUUGUUCGCUCUCUUCCAGCAAAACCAUUUGCAGUGGAACCUGAAAUGCACAGCCUUGGCACAGGAUGAACAAGAUUAGCUCCUUAACAACAUGCAGGAGAAGCACAGUGGGCAACACCCUUUCUCAUUGUUGGACCAAGGAGAACUUGCAAAAGGGGCCACACAAGCCAAAGGGCACUUUUCCUAAGAUCUUUGCGGUACAGUGACACUCAAAUCCAUAUUUCUACUGAUCCCUCUCCCUUUUAAAUAUUGAACAAUAAGGAUCAAUUGAGAUCCAGCCAGUCUGAAGAGCUGGCUUUUAAUCAGACUUGAACUAAGCUGAACUGGAUGCAUAAGCUAAAGCAUCUCUCAUAUCCGUUUGCUGUAACAUGAGAUGUGCUGAAAACCUGGGACCUGCUGCCAAGCACAGCUGUGCCUGUGGCAUUGGAAUGCUGGAGCAGUAGCCCAGACCUCUUAAGACAUUUGCCAUUUGUAGGCAGCACCACCUCAAACCCAGAUGUAGCCAGGUGAAGCUUCACCCUGGUGUACAGAAGCGUCCUGUGCAACAAUAUGUGCCUUACUCUUAUUUAAGAACACUGAAGUGUAUUAAUAACAUGGUGUACAGAUUUCUAACAAAUCUUAAUCCACACUUGCUGAUGCUUUCUCUAUUCAGGUAAUUUCUGACAGCAAAGCAGGUUUUGUAGCAGCAGCACUGAUGAGAACCAAGGUGUUUUAGUGCAUCAGCUGAUUCAGUAGAAGAGCUCCAAGUAAAAUAAAACCGGUUUGUUGCAAUUUGUCUGCAGUGCUGAAUCUCAAGCACUUACUCCAGCAGAAACACGGUGCAGUAGACAUGCCAGAGUUGUCUUAAACUCUGAGGAUCUGCUUCCCAACCUGUUUAUUAGCCAAGCAAAUUCAGGUCUGGACAAGCUUCCCAUCUCCCCGAGUCCCCAAUUUGGUUUUCAUUAUUCAUUACACAGAUUCCAGGAUUCCAGAGAAGCAGCCAAACCCCAGUGUGUGUUUAAGUUCUGCAAGGAUGGAAGUCCAAAUAAAAGUACUUUUAUUUUUUUCCCAUGCAUCUUACUGUGGUGUUAUUCGUGAGGGAAUAACUGGGGAUUUUACACAGACCUGGGCUGGAGGAAACCAGCCUCUGAAAAUCACUGGGGAGUUUUUGCUUUUAAUGCAUCUUUGCAUGUCAUCAGAAUAAAGAAACAUUUCUCUCCAGCUUCACUUUCCCCCCCAUCCUCUUGAGUUUGACCUGAAAACAAUGCACAUGAGGAUUCACCCAUGGUGAUACUGCUACUGUCCCUUCAGUAGCUGUAACACAUUUAUAUGCAUUAACUGUAAUGAUCCGAGAUUCCUGUUACCCAAAUGCAGUAAGUUAUUUUCUCACCUUCUUGCUGAGAAAGAGCUCAGCUCCUCCAUCCAGACCACAGGGUGCUGUGAACACUUCAGCUAGGGUACAAUAGCUCCAUAAAGCAGCUGUCACAAGGCUUCUCUAUUGUGAUACUAUCAGAGGCAAAAAUAACCCUCUUAAAAUGGGCAAUUUAUGGAGGGGUAACUGCAAAGAAUCACCAUUUCCACUACAGAAUUUCUGACUCUACAAAAUAAAGGGAGAUUUAAAAAAAUGGAUGAGUUCAACAUUCCCCCUCUAAGAAACCAGCAAGUUGUAUCACACUGGACAAAUGGAGAAUUCACAGCACUCAAGUGGUCUCUCUACAAAAUAUUUAUUGGUCACAGCCACAACAUUGAAUUCUCCACAUAUGUAGUAUUUUGCGACAAAGCAUAAUUUGACUUUAUGUAUUUACACUCACUGGCAGAUACCACUGAAGAGUCCAACUCCCUAUAGCAGCUCACGACCACAGAGACCAGUUUCUGAAAGGCUCACCAGGUUCCUGCCCCUGACCCAAAACCAAGGUGAAGUCUCUUAAAGUGCGAAUACAGCCAAGAGGCAUUGAAAAAGAUACCCUGCUGCUUCCAAAUUUAUCAGUUGCUCCUGCACCCUCUAAAGCAAGGAUUGGAGCAUGAAUCCAGGACCUGGGAGCUUCAAUAAAUAAAACUCUUUCAAGACUGACUUGGGAGAAUUACACCUGAAAUCUACAGCCCAGGCAGAUGGGCUCAGCCACCACACUGCUUACUUAGAGGUGGGUUCUUGAGUCUCAUUUCCCCCUUGUUUUGAAAAAAGGUCUUUAUUUCAUCCCAAAGAACAUGGGGAGAUUUACAUGUUAGAUUUGGAGGGGGAAUGCUGUUUACUGCUUGGCCACUCUGUGAGACCUGGGAAGGCUGUUUUUCAUCAGAUCUGCUUCUCAUUAGCUGGUGGCCCUAAAGAACACAGGAAUUGCAGCCCUGAGACUCCUAGAGAAGCACACAGAAGCUGAACG
Pseudopodoces humilis (Tibetan ground-tit) is the source of this 3820-nucleotide messenger RNA. RefSeq names its product protein phosphatase, Mg2+/Mn2+ dependent 1M (gene PPM1M). Gene Ontology annotation, biological process: protein dephosphorylation. NCBI's taxonomy places the organism in Eukaryota, Metazoa, Chordata, Aves, Passeriformes, Paridae. Gene Ontology annotation, molecular function: [pyruvate dehydrogenase (acetyl-transferring)]-phosphatase activity. The record is from RefSeq and is a predicted model, not a curated record. Gene Ontology annotation, cellular component: mitochondrion.